GGGACCUGCCUCCAGCUGUCACACAGGGGUUUUAAACAUGGCGGAGCGCGUGGCCGCACGUUUGGCCGCACAGGAACGGCAAAUCGAGGCGCUCAGCGAGGAGAUCAGCCGCCUCCGUGAUGGAGUGAGUGGCGGCUGCCUCUGCGAUGAGAUCGCGAGCGGCUCCGAGCUCGAGGACCUGCGGAGCGAGAACGAGAAGCUCCGGUACCGGCUCGUGCACCUCCAGCGCGCUCUCCAGGUCGAACUCGAGCUCGAGACACAGGGCCAGGCCGGCGCGCGCACAGGCCGCGAGAACAAGAACAAGAGCAACGCUUUGCAUGAGAAGCGCGAGACGAGCAAGAAAGAAACGCCUAAAGUUAAAGUACCCCAGAAGCGUACAGAACCCCCAAAGCCUUCAGAGGUCCAGAACACAACGGAGAAGAACAAGAAGAAGGAGAAACCUACAGGACAGGGAGGAGUAGGAGAGCUGAACCCAUGGCCCAGCUACGUAUCGGAGCGCUUGGAGCUCUAUGAAAGACUGAAAAAUGAGAGUGAUGCCAAUCUGGCCAAACAGGCAGCUAACAGCAAGCCCAUCUCCGUCCAGCUGCCCGAUGGACAAAUCGUGGAGGCUCGAUCCUGGGUCACUACUCCUUACCAACUCGCCUGCGGGAUCAGUCAGGGUCUGGCUGAUAACUGUGUGAUCGCCCGGGUGGACGACGAGCUGUGGGAUUUGGAUCGACCGCUGGAGAAGGACUGCUCUCUGGAACUGCUGCGCUUUGACAAUGAAGACGCCCAGGCUGUAUACUGGCACUCCAGUGCCCACAUCCUUGGAGAAGCCAUGGAGCGCUUCUAUGGAGGCUGCCUGUGUUACGGGCCUCCCAUCGAGAACGGCUUCUACUACGACAUGUUCCUGGAUGGACAGAAAGGAGUGUCCAGCACGGAGUUUGGAGAUCUGGAGACGCUCUGUAAGGGCAUCAUGAAGGACAAGCAGCCGUUCGAGAGACUGGAGAUUAGCAAGGAAACGCUGCUGGAGAUGUUUAAGUACAACAAGUUUAAAUGUCGCAUCCUGAAUGAGAAAGUGACCACCCCUACCACUACUGUGUACAGAUGUGGUCCUCUCAUUGACCUGUGCCGAGGUCCACACGUGCGCCAUACGGGCAAAAUCAAAGCCCUGAAGGUCUACAAGAACUCCUCCACGUACUGGGAAGGCCGCUCGGACAUGGAGACGCUGCAGAGAAUUUACGGGAUUUCUUUCCCCGACACUAAGAUGCUGAAGGAGUGGGAACGCUUUCAGGAAGAGGCCAAGAACCGAGACCACCGGAAAAUCGGAAAGGAUCAGGAGCUGUUCUUCUUUCACGAUCUGAGUCCAGGCAGCUGUUUCUUCCUCCCUCGAGGAGCCUACAUCUACAACACUCUGACUGAGUUCAUCAGGGAGGAGUACUGGAGAAGAGGUUUUCAGGAAGUGGCAUCUCCAAACAUCUACAACAGCAAGCUGUGGGAAACGUCAGGCCACUGGCAGCACUACAGUGAGAACAUGUUCUCCUUCCCUGUGGAGCAGGACAUCUUCGCCCUCAAGCCCAUGAACUGCCCCGGACACUGUCUGAUGUUCUGUCACCGGCCCCGCUCUUGGAGAGAGCUUCCACUGAGGCUGGCGGAUUUUGGCGUGCUGCACCGUAAUGAACUCUCAGGGACACUAACUGGACUCACCCGCGUCCGCCGUUUCCAGCAGGACGAUGCCCACAUCUUCUGCACCAUGGAUCAGAUUGAGUCAGAGAUGAAGGGCUGUCUGGACUUCCUGCGCUGUGUCUAUGACGUCUUCGGCUUCUCCUUCCAGCUGCAUCUGUCCACCCGGCCGGAGAAGUUCCUCGGGGACAUCGCCGUGUGGGACCAGGCUGAGAAGCAACUUGAGAACAGUCUGAAUGAGUUUGGGGAACCAUGGAAGCUAAACCCAGGCGAUGGAGCUUUUUACGGGCCGAAGAUUGACAUCAAGAUCAAGGACGCCAUCGGACGUUAUCACCAGUGUGCCACCAUCCAGCUGGACUUCCAGCUUCCUAUUCGCUUCAACUUAACUUACAUUGGGAAAGACGGAGAUGAUAAAGCCAGGCCUGUGAUUAUCCAUCGCGCCAUCCUGGGCUCGGUCGAGAGGAUGAUCGCCAUUCUCACUGAAAACUACGCUGGAAAAUGGCCGCUCUGGGUAUCUCCUCGCCAGGUGAUGGUGGUUCCUGUGAAUCCGUCCCUGGAAGAAUACGCCAGUGAGGUGUGUAAGCAGUUUGUGGAGGCGGGUUUCAUGGCGGAUGCAGACCUCGACUCCGGCUGCCUUCUGAACAAGAAAAUCCGCAAUGCUCAGCUCGCUCAGUACAACUUCAUUUUGGUGGUCGGUGAGAAGGAGAAGAUGACUAACAGCGUCAAUGUGCGCACCAGGGACAACAAGGUCCACGGCGAGCUGACGGUGCCCGAGGUUCUGGCUCGGCUUUCGCUGCUCAAACAGUCGCGCUGCAAGAACGCCGAGGAGGUCUUCUGAACAAACACACGGGCCUGAUUCCAAUUCAGACUUUCAAAAAGCCUCAUAUAUGUAUUUUUUUUUUUUCGGUAGCAGCUGUUUGGUUGAUGAUGAUGACUUGAAUCGGGGUGUUACGGUGUCAUGCUUUCACGGUUAGUCACCUUGUACGAUCCGAUGCUUACUUCAUUUGCUUUCCAUUUCUUACUGCCUAUGUUUAGUUUUUUUUACCCAGCCUUUUGUUACUCCAGAGGGUUUUGUUCUUUUCAGAGAACACUGCUAGGCUGAAAACAUGAAAACCGUUCAGCUGUGUUGAAUCCGCCGCUGCUGUGAACAUGUUUCUGACUUUUCUGGCUUGUUAGAUGUUCAAGGAACAAUGUUUUCCUCUUUUCUUCAAAAACCCCUUUCAGUUGAUAAAUGCUAACAUGAUAAAUGCUAACCAACCUUGCAAAUGUCCUUCUUAGAAUGAAAAAUAAUUCCUCAAUUAAGGUUUCUUUUUGUUUUCUCUGUUUGUUGUUAUUUCUAAUGUUGAUUAAAACUGUGAUUAAUACUUUUAUUUAUUUAUCAUCAUCCUGUGAACCCUGUAACACCCCUAGACUGGAUUAUUAAACACUACGUUGGGAGGAGGGGGGGAAAAACGGAAGUAAGAGGCUUUAUGUUUGGAUUGGGAUCAGGUCAUCAGGUGCAACAGACAAGAAACAGGACAAAGUGGAAAGGGAAAUGCAGUGGCAGUUAUAGAAAGUGGGACAUGAUGAUGGUCUGAGUUCAACAAAGAGACGUUAACAGCGUUAGAGGGAAGGUGUGAAUGAAAGUAAAUGAAAUCUCUCUUCUGUACCAUCGAAGGAAGAUGCUUUUUCAGUGCGUCGAAUGAAAUCCAAACGGUUCUGCAGACACGUGGGAAGCAGUUGGUGGAGGUGACGUUUGGCUUGAACACUCGUGAAUGCAGAAAAUCAUUUUGACAAAAUGUCAUUUCAAUGAGUUGGGGUUUUUUUUUUUUGUCAAUUGCACUGAAUGCAAGAACACAGACGGUAAAUUUCACCCAGACUGUUAUGUUGUGAAUUGUGUGCUGUUAAAGGGACGGUUUGAUGGAGUGAUGUGUGAUGAGGAGGAAAAACUGAAGUAAAGCUUUGAUGACUGCAGGGAAUAAUGAAGAAUAAACCAUUUUCUGAGA
Messenger RNA from Hemibagrus wyckioides, 3647 nucleotides. It is a transcript of the gene tars3, whose product is annotated as threonyl-tRNA synthetase 3. The coding region runs from base 38 to 2500 and encodes 820 amino acids. Gene Ontology annotation, cellular component: cytoplasm. The transcript has 19 exons. The record is from RefSeq and is a predicted model, not a curated record. Gene Ontology annotation, biological process: threonyl-tRNA aminoacylation. Gene Ontology annotation, molecular function: threonine-tRNA ligase activity; ATP binding. NCBI's taxonomy places the organism in Eukaryota, Metazoa, Chordata, Actinopteri, Siluriformes, Bagridae.